AGCCCGCUGAGGAGUCGCCAUGAGUAAGGCCCACCCUCCCGAACUGAAGAAAUUUAUGGACAAGAAGUUAUCGUUAAAGUUAAAUGGUGGCAGACAUGUACAAGGAAUACUUCGGGGCUUUGAUCCCUUUAUGAAUCUUGUGAUUGAUGAGUGUGUGGAAAUGGCAACUAGUGGGCAACAGAAUAACAUAGAAAUGGUGGUCAUACGAGGAAACAGCAUCAUCAUGUUAGAAGCCUUGGAAAGAGUCUAAACGAUGUCUGUUGAAUAGA
Messenger RNA from Psammomys obesus (fat sand rat), 269 nucleotides. Its product is annotated as small nuclear ribonucleoprotein G-like. Lineage: Eukaryota; Metazoa; Chordata; Mammalia; Rodentia; Muridae. Gene Ontology annotation, cellular component: U4 snRNP; P granule; U2 snRNP. The record is from RefSeq and is a predicted model, not a curated record. Gene Ontology annotation, molecular function: RNA binding. The coding region runs from base 20 to 250 and encodes 76 amino acids. The transcript has a single exon. Gene Ontology annotation, biological process: mRNA splicing, via spliceosome; spliceosomal snRNP assembly.